Messenger RNA from Argiope bruennichi, 1050 nucleotides. It is a transcript of the gene MED8, whose product is annotated as mediator of RNA polymerase II transcription subunit 8-like. Gene Ontology annotation, molecular function: transcription coregulator activity; RNA polymerase II cis-regulatory region sequence-specific DNA binding. Gene Ontology annotation, biological process: regulation of transcription by RNA polymerase II. The record is from RefSeq and is a predicted model, not a curated record. The transcript has 7 exons. Gene Ontology annotation, cellular component: core mediator complex; mediator complex. NCBI's taxonomy places the organism in Eukaryota, Metazoa, Arthropoda, Arachnida, Araneae, Araneidae. Bases 135 to 869 code for a protein of 244 amino acids.
UUCGCUAAUAUUAGAUAACUUCACAGAAAAGACUCAGUGUAACUGCAACUGUAACUAGUACUGAAAAUUAUUCAAAAUUGUUUUUAUUUACUCAUUAAUUUUAAUCCGCAUUGUCAAAUCUGUAAAUAGUCAAAAUGAGUGCUCCAAUGGAUAAAGAAGAAAAGGCUUUGGAUAUGGUUGUUGACGCACUUAUCAACCGUUGCCAAGAUUUAAAAAAUAUUAUUUCAUCAUUCAUUAUGAAGCUAGAAAAUGAAAAUUUAAGUUGGCCUCAUGUAUUAGACAACUUUGCUUUAAUAUCAGGACAAGUAAACACUGUGUUGAAAAUCUUAAGAAAUGAAAAGACUCCUCCUUUGAGAAAUCGAGUACUUUUACCCUUGUUGCUCAAUCCAGAUAGAGAUGAAGAAUUAGUAAAAAUGACAGAGAAUCGAGUCCAAGCUUUCAACCAUGAAAUUGUUCCUGAUUAUUUGAGAACCAAACCAGAUCCAGAAAUAGAAGCUAGGGAACAACAGUUUGCUUUAAAAAGCCAUAGUAUGCCUAUGGACAUGGCUCAAAAACAAAUAACAGCUAUAACUAAAAUUGUAAAUAAUAUACUGGAUACAGUCAAAGCCAACAGAGAUGCUUGGGAAAAUGAUUCAGGUCAGAGAGCCAGUGCUACUCAGACAUCAUCUUUAGCUGAUACUAGUGCUUUAAUAUGUGCAAUAACUGUUGGGAAAGGCUUGAAACCAACUACUGGAUCUCCAAAAGGGCAGCCUACUAAUCCACAACCACCUCCCCAACAGCCCACUCGACCAGCAUCUGGUGGGAAAGUACCAAGUGGAAUCAAAACAAACAUUAAAUCAGCUGGAAGUAUGCAUCCAUAUGCAAGAUAAGAUUUUAAAAGAAAAAGAAUAGAUUAAGAUAAUUUAAUAACCAUUUGUCAUUUUUUAACAAUUCUGGAAUGUAUAGUAUCUUUGUCCUGCAUUUUUGUACAAGAAAUAACUUUUAUGUAUAUAAGUCAUUGUAAAUAUUUUGUGACAUCUUUGUCAAUAAAGUGGAAUUGGUGGAGUUAUU